AUGGCACCCAUUGACAUUGUUGUUCCCCAGCCACCUACUUUUCCACGACCGCCGGAGACUCCUCCUAGCAGCCCUCAUCUGCGCACGUGUGAGCAGGUCCACACCUUGAAUACCGGACAAUUUCAAGAGCUAUUGAAAGCUAUUAAAGCUAUUCAAGCUAUUCAGACCCCACCAGCUCCUGGAGAUGCCAAUCAGCCGACGGACAUCAAGGAUUCAUCAAACGACAAGCAGCAAGCUCCUGCCAGAGCCUCAAAGCUGGAGUUUAAGACGGUGAACGAGAUCUGGGACGCAAAGGCGUAUGAGUAUAAAAUCGCUGAGCCAUCGAAGGAAUUGAGCGAGUUGGAUCAAUACGUAUUCGUGGUUCGCCAGCGUAUUGGUACGUGCGACGAUUUUUGUAUACGCCUCUCUAAUAAUGAUGGCUUAGACAAGAUAACGAUGGACCUCACAUGCUAUAUUGAUAUCAAAUCAGAAGAGCUGCGGGACAUCUUGAGGACAGUCUUGCGAGACGUCCAGAUCAUUAAUUUAAAUGAGGACAAGCCCACGGUCGAGCAAAAUUUGUUGUAUAAUUACAUCCGCGAACUAGAAUCGUAUCAGAGCAACACCGAUGCUAGCACCACACGCAAUACCACAUGCUCUAAGCACCUAGACCUCUUGAUUGGCUUCAUCAAGACGUCCUACAAGUCUACGGCCCAGCGCUUUCUCUCGCUCCUGCAAAAUGACGAAAUUACCUACGAUUUGCUUUGGGCACUCUUUAAACCAAACUCGGUGGUCUAUACGACUUGUUUUGGAACCGAUAAGCCACGCUGCGUCCUGUUUGAUGGCGGUGAAGAGAAGGCAACAAAUUUCGGGGUCAAAUAUUACAAUAUGGAGUGUCGGUACUUGGAUUACAACGGCCAAGUUUUUGGGGAAGCUUCGGUCGAUCUGGCUAUUUUCAAAUUCCGCGGGAGAAAACGUAUUAGCACACUCAAAGCAUUUCCUCUUCAAUACCAUCCGGACGAGGAGGGGAUCAAAGCCCAACUCACUCAAUGCGGCCGAAAGUUUGUCUCCAUGCUCGGGGCUCAUCAUCGUCAUUGCCAAGGCACAGCAUUCUACAUGAAGGAAGGAGAGCCCGUCAAGAUUUUUGUCGACAGCCGGGUCAUGCUCGAUGCUGCUUUCUUUCGGAAGAUGAACCCAAAUUACGCUCGACCGCAACCUCAAGAAUUAGUGAAGAAACGGACGGAAGAUGAUGGGUACCUGGAAAUGUACUCAGAGUCUUCGAAAAAGCGAGCCCUUGACCAAAUCAAAGACAAUGGCAUAGAGCCGACCCAAAUCGAGGAGAACAAGCUACUCAUCUGCUGUCCGACUCUUCCAGGCUUCGGUCUGGGGGACAAGCUGUGGAUGGAGUUUGCCGUCGCCGAUAUUCAAGACAUCAAAUGGUCUUCGUCCCCCUUUGAAUGCUUGACGAUCCCCCAAGAAGAGAAAGAGGUCAUCAUAGCCCUCGCGCAAACACGGUUGGGGCUGAUGCCUAGCGUCCCAUUCGACGACUUCGUGGCGGGUAAAGGAAGAGGUCUGAACGUGCUUUUGCAUGGAACACCCGGCGUCGGAAAGACUUUGACGGCGGAGGCGGUGUCUGAGCACCUCCAAAGACCGCUCUAUUCGAUCUCUGCUGGGGAGUUGAGCCUUGAUUCGGCGGUGAUGGAAGUCCAGCUUUCACGCGUCUUCCAGACUGCUAACCACUGGAAUGCACUGAUUCUUUUGGACGAAGCGGAUGUAUAUCUGGAACAACGCUCGAUGCAUGAUGUUGCGCGCAACAAACUUGUCUCGGUGUUCCUUCGCAAAAUCGAAUAUUGUGAGGGUAUCAUGUUCCUGACCACGAACAGAGUCUCCAACUUCGAUGAAGCGAUCCUCAGCAGAAUUCACCUUAUGUUGAAAUAUAACGAACUUCGUAUUGAGGCGAGAAACCAAAUCUGGGGGCAUUUUCUCCAGAGGGCACCUACAUCUAAUGGAGCAGCAGUGGUAGCGUGCAAGGAAAUCGACCGUUUGGCCAAAACGAAAUUGAAUGGUCGGCAGAUCAAGAACGUCGUUGCUAUAGCUCAUGCUCUGGCCACCAAAAAGAACACACAGGUAGCCUAUUCACAUGUCUUGCAAGCGGUCAAGGCGAGCGAGAACUUUUUCCGCGAAUUCAACGGCCCAAUCACGAUCGAUUCGCUCUGCGAGAAGACACCUCCAAUUGUCACCCUGCAUGUUGGUCGCACACUCAUCACCUUCGAGCUAGAACUGAUCGACCCUUUCGGAGAAGUCGGUGUUCCGCUCUGGACAUAUUUAUGA
This is a messenger RNA of Bacidia gigantensis, 2307 nucleotides long. RefSeq lists its product as uncharacterized. The transcript has 8 exons. Lineage: Eukaryota; Fungi; Ascomycota; Lecanoromycetes; Lecanorales; Ramalinaceae. The record is from RefSeq and is a predicted model, not a curated record. Gene Ontology annotation, molecular function: ATP binding; ATP hydrolysis activity. The coding region runs from base 1 to 2307 and encodes 768 amino acids.